Molecule: messenger RNA, 1269 nt
Organism: Dermacentor silvarum
Lineage: Eukaryota; Metazoa; Arthropoda; Arachnida; Ixodida; Ixodidae
Exons: 7
Coding region: 135-1151 (338 amino acids)
Source: RefSeq, a predicted model, not a curated record
UGCUACGACAGUUGGCGCUGUAACGGAGCCGGCCAUGAAAACAAAACUGAGGACCGCGUCACACUACACCGAAAGACUUACCGGUGACGCCUAAAACGACUCCGACACCAACCACCACGACGACACCCAAGCCUAUGAUCUGCACGGUGAGCGACACGCUUGCCAUCGAAGACCCCAUCACCGAGGGCAUAUGCGACUACGCCAUCUUCUCCGAUCUGGCCGUAGCCGACGGUGAGCUGAAACCCGUCCAGGGACGGCACGCAUGGGAGGUAUUCAAGAGGGCGAUCUCUAACUCUGACAAGACGCUGGGAGGUGUCAGCUUCACUUCGCAUAAGGCCACCGAACGCGAAGGGACGAUGCGUAAGCUGGGAAACGUGCACAGCAAGAUUCGUGAGCUGGUCGUAAACUACAAGAUGCUCGCCUUGGGUAUGCUGGGCUUCAAGCACGAGUUCUCGUACGGCGAUGACGUGUUCGGAAACACGUUCGAGCAACUGAAAGCAGCUCUCGAGCUUAGGAAAGGUUCCAUGACCUUCCUCGGUCUGUGGCUCGUCACAGCAAAAAACGCGGAGGCGUUCGCGAAGCUGCCCGGCAGAACACGGUUUAUCGACUUUGUCAUCAUACAGACCCACAUAACGAUGACUGUGCAAAACGAGUCUUGCUACGCUUACAUGAUCAGCGAGAGAAAGGAAUUCGGCGAUGUACCAAAUUUCGCGGCAGCCGAGGUGGCCUUGACACGUCUGCGGGAGCACGGGGUCGAUGGCGUGCGAGUGCUUUUCUCGUCGACCAUGGCCGUGAUGGCGUACGUGAGCGCCAAGGGUUCGCCCAUCGUCAGCCCACGCGUAAGGAAAUGCGAUCGUUCCUUCUUGGCCGAUAUCGACUCUGUUUGCCGUGAGACGGUCGGCAACCUGCAGUCCCAGUACGUGGCCAACGACAUGUCCGAAUCCAUCAGCUUCACCGAGGCCGAGAUGGGCUACAUGUAUGUCUUCGAGAGCGUCAACUCGCUCAAUGACAAGGGGACUCACUACGGAAACCUUACAGAUGGCUGGGCGUUUUUCGACAUCCAGCGCGACGUCUACUGGCCAUGCAGUACUGGUCGAGCAUACGGACGAGUCAAACACGGCAUCUCUGUCAUGCGGACCAAGCGGUCAUGAAUAAAAUUGUCUCUGGAUUAAUUUUUUCCACACGGUUCUUUAACGUUCACUCAAACUUUAAGUAAACGAGCGUUUUCGAAUUUAGUCCCCAUCGAAGUGCGGCCCCCGCGGCGGGGCC